This is a messenger RNA of Durio zibethinus, 1783 nucleotides long. RefSeq lists its product as uncharacterized. NCBI's taxonomy places the organism in Eukaryota, Viridiplantae, Streptophyta, Magnoliopsida, Malvales, Malvaceae. Gene Ontology annotation, molecular function: protein binding. Gene Ontology annotation, biological process: mitochondria-nucleus signaling pathway; chloroplast-nucleus signaling pathway. The record is from RefSeq and is a predicted model, not a curated record. Gene Ontology annotation, cellular component: chloroplast.
UUUCCUUCCUUUAUUAGUAUCAACAUAGCAUAAAAGAAAAAACCAACAAUUAAUCCAAAAACUUCUAACCCUCUAAACCCUGAAUCUACAGCCCUACAGACAGGACCCUUACGUCCCUCUCUAAACUCCUAAAAAAUGUCAUCUUUAACUCGCGUCCUCCGCCGCACCUUCUCGACAACCCCAAUCCCAAAACCCUCCUCCGUUCGAAUGUUCGCCGCUGAUCUUUACAAAGAACGUAACCUCGAGCUUCUCGUCGAAAAAUUCAAAAAAUAUUGCGAACACGGCCGCUUCCGCAACCGAAACGGCAUCUAUGAAGACACGGUUCGCCGCCUUGCUUCAGCUGGACGCUUCCGCUGGAUCGAAGAAAUCCUCGAAGAUCAAAAGAAAUACAAAGACAUUUCCAAAGAAGGCUUUGCUGCUAGAUUAAUCCAUUUGUAUGGAAAAGCCGGUAUGUUUGCGCAAGCUUACAAGGUGUUUGAUGAAAUGCCGAAUAGAGGGUUGUUGUCUUUCAAUGCUCUUAUGGGAGCUUGUGUCAAUGCCAAAAAGUUUGAUAAGGUUACUGGAUUUUUCAAGGAGUUGCCCGAAAAGUUGUCAAUUGAGCCAGAUUUGGUUUCUUAUAAUACGGUUAUUAAGGCUUUUUGUGAGAUGGGUUCUUUAGAUUCAGCUAGUUUGAUGCUUGAUGAGAUGGAGAAGAAGGGCGUGCAGCCGGAUUUGAUUACUUUUAACACGCUUUUAGAUGGGUUUUUUAAGAAGGGAAGGUUUGUUGAUGGGGAGAAGAUAUGGAGUAAAAUGGUGGAUAAAAAUGUGGAGCCUGAUAUUAGGAGUUAUAAUACUAAGUUGCUUGGAUUGGUAACUGAAAAGAGAAUGGAAGAGGCAGUUAACUUGGUUGAAGAAAUGAGGAGUAAAGGAGGUAAACUUGAUGUGUUUACCUUCAAUUAUAUGAUUAGAGGGUUUGUUAACGAGGGAAAAUUGGAAGAAGUUAAAGAUUGGUAUAGUCAAAUAGGGAAAAAUGAUUGUGCACCGGAUAAGCUGACUUUUACAAUGCUAGUCCCUUUCCUUUGUGAGAAGGGUGAUUUGAGGUUUGCCAUUGAGGUGUGCAAGGAGAUUUUUGGUGGGAAGAAAUUGGUUGGUGCUGCGUUGUUGCAGCGUGUGGUGGACGAAUUGGUCAAAGCCUCCAAGAUUGAAGAUGCAAAGGAGAUUGUGGAGCUUGGGAAGUCGAAUACUUUCUGUCAUUAUAAGCUGAAUAUGCCUGCAGAGUAGUGCCAUCGUCUUAUUAAUGCUACUUUGUUUUCAUUUUAGAUAUUGAAUCUGAAUGAGUUUCUAAAAGCAAGGAGUUUUGUAUCACUUGCAAGGUUGGAUAACUGCUGUUGAUUUAGCGAGAACUACUUUCAUGUUAGUGGUGGAGAUAAUGUUCUAGCUGUUUACUUUAUGCUUUUUCAUUUAUCAUGUGCAUGUUACCUUUGGCAUUUUGUGUGAUGAAUUGAAUUUUGAAUCUGAAACUUUGAUAAUCAACUUUGUUAUGCAUUUGGUAUUUUAUAGUAGCUAUGUGUUGCUAUCAAAAUGAAUUGAAUGAUUUUGGCAUGUGUCAGUUCUAUCUGCUUUUCAUCUGUGCAAUCUCAACAUGAAAAAGGGAAAACUGGAAAAGCACACCAAUCCAUCCAUGUUUUGUGUUACUUGAACUUGAGUUAUACAAGGUUGGUUCUUCUCAAGUGCCUAUGAACUGAUGAGUUGAUGAAUGAUGGCAUUCCAUGCACGCAUGUGUAGUGUGAUAACCAGGCUUGAC